AGAGGAACUUCAGUGGAGCGCCCUCUCUUCACCCGAACCUCUCAGGUUCCCUGUAACCUUUCUUCUCGACUUGGACCUACUUGUUCGGAUAGCCGCUGUUUUCCAGCCGGGCAUGAAGCCGUAGAGCCGCGCCGCCCUCGGAGCACUGAGAAGCGAACUCCUCUCUCCUCCCUCAGUCUGCCUCCUGCUGGAGCUGGAGAGAUGCCCGGGGCAGGAUGUGCUCCAGCCGCAAGAUCCUUUGGAGCCUGCUCCUGCUGUCCGUGGUGGAGGUGGGCCUGGGUGUGGCGAGCAUCGUCCUGGGAGCGGUGGGCAUUAGCUGGGUCCGGGGCCAGCACAAGCCGCAGCAGGGCGACGCGUCCCCGGUUUGGAGCGGACUCUGUUUUCUGGUCUGCGGGAUGUGUGGCGUAUUGUGUGCUCGAAAGAGGACAGGUCUUAUUAUGAUCCUUUUUUCAGCAUGCUGUAUCUGUGGUCUGAUUGGUGGGAUCCUCAACUUCCAGUUUGUUCGGGCGCUGAAUAAAAGACCAGACUCCAUGCACUCGAUCCAUCUGGCUGCCAUGACUCUGGCCUGCCUGGGGAUCUCCUCCUGUACCUUAUCCACGUGGCUGACCUGUCGCCUGGCCAGCUCGGAGCAGCAGAGGAUGUUCCUGGAGAGGGAGCACUCGCUGCACCACUCUCAUGAGAUGACCGAGAAGGAGAUCUUGGACAACUCCAGUAACGGCAUUCCUCAGAUCGCCUACAAUGGACACACCACAGCAUCGCCGUGACGCCGUAUCACCAAAGGGAACUUGCACACACUGAAAUAGAGACAGUUCAUAAACCGCUUGCUAUCAGAUGACAAAUACAGCAUGUACUUCUUUCUACAUAUCCUGCAGCGCACACACAGUAACUAUAUCCUGACUGCAGGGAGUGAAGUCAGGUCUCUCGCAUUGGAACCCUUUACUCUGCCGUCGUAGUAUAAGAAGCCCAUUUUGACAACAAGAGGGAGGCGUUUUUGUGCUUCUGAAUGAUUAUGCAAACAUGGAUUCAAACCCCCUCUGAUCAACUCAAACCAUAGCCAGCAUGGAGAGCUGCCAUUUGGGUGAUAAUUCAGGUGACAAACAUCUGCGUGACAUCAUUUGACCUUUAAACUAAUGGAGAGAUUUUAUCCAAUCAGAUGCCUCAAAGUGAUGAGCACAACCCAAGCAUGCAGCUGAUUCACUUGUUUUAAAGAGCUAUGACUAUUUCAGUCUCAAUGUCCUUAUUCUCGCUCUCUGUCUUUUUAUGGGUUUAUGGAAUGCCAAUGUUGAGAUAGCCUACAGUAAACUGUAUGUAUAGUCUGAUAAUGGUAUGCUUUGAUAUGAAAAUACAGUGAUGCGCAAUAUACUGUACUGUAUAUCCAUGCUUGUAUAUCAGGAAUCUAGCUGUACCUAUAAAUCAAACAUAUUUUUAUAAAUGCUUCUUAUAAAAGUGAAUUCAGUUAAACUAUGACAAA
Micropterus salmoides (largemouth bass) is the source of this 1471-nucleotide messenger RNA. RefSeq names its product transmembrane protein 196. NCBI's taxonomy places the organism in Eukaryota, Metazoa, Chordata, Actinopteri, Centrarchiformes, Centrarchidae. The transcript has 5 exons. The coding region runs from base 216 to 764 and encodes 182 amino acids. The record is from RefSeq and is a predicted model, not a curated record.